Molecule: messenger RNA, 1269 nt
Organism: Lithohypha guttulata
Lineage: Eukaryota; Fungi; Ascomycota; Eurotiomycetes; Chaetothyriales; Trichomeriaceae
Exons: 2
Coding region: 1-1269 (422 amino acids)
Source: RefSeq, a predicted model, not a curated record
AUGAUACCUCGAGGCUUGUCCAUUAAGUUCAGCAUUGGUUUGCUCUGCUUCGUUGUGAUACUUUGGGCAUCAUCGUGGUCUGGUGUGGCGAAGAAGUCCGAGAAUUCGAUAGCGAAAUUCGCCUCGUCUGUUGGCUCGACAUUCAGUUCCCCAAAGACGAAUUUUGGUACCCCAGGCAGACCAUAUACCGACACAAAAUUUGACGGAGCUGCAGAUCUUGAAAACUUCCAGAAACCCGGAAGAAUUGCGGCAUUCAUCCUUGCAGGUAGACGAGAGUUUGUCCCCUUACUCAAUUGCUACCUUGAACGAAAUCUUGUCCGCAAUGGUGGCUGGCUCGAUGAGGUGCUUUGGAUCAUAAGGACUGACCAUGAAGACGAUCGGGCCUUUGUCCGCGAACUGGUGGAGAGAACACCAGAAUAUAUUAGUUUCGAGACACGCAGGGGGGACGAUUCGCGGCACUAUGAUACCAUCUACAAGCAAUGUCGCAACGAUACGAUAUACAUCAAGAUUGACGACGAUGUGGUGUUCUGGGAGGACCAUGCUAUUCCUGCUAUUGUAAAACGGCUUGUUGAAAACCCACAGUACUUGGGCAUCAGUGCCAAUGUCAUGAACCAACCCGCCUUGAGCUGGGUUCAUUACCAUCUCGGCACAGCUCGACCGUUUGCUCCAGAAACCACACCGCCUGAGGGGUUCGUUGACCUGGAUCAGCAAUCACCUAUGCCAAUACGUGAGAGGAUAGACUGGCGACCGUCCAGUCUGCCUCAAUGGACUGGUCCCAAGAACUUCAGCUUUGGGUUCCACUUCACGGAACCAGCUCCAUUCAAGCAUCAUCGUUGGCUUCCACUUCCGAAAGACUUCGAGAUCGAAGACACCCCGAUGGGAAAGUUGGGCGAGGGUCACAGCGUCGAGUAUAGCGCCGGUGGUAUUGGUUGGAAGUCCUGGACCAUCGCAGCUCAAGAACACAUGUCGUUUCUGACACACCUGGAGAAUCAAGAAUUAUACCAUUACAAAUUUGACAUCUGGCACUACCACUAUGAAAGGAUCAGCAUCAAUUUCUUCGCAUUUCACGGCAGCUUAGUGCUGGACAAUCCAAUCGAAGGACAAGACGAAGAAUUUUUGACAACUAUUCUGGUCAAGCGCUUGAAGAGACCAGCAAUUAUGGAUGGCACUGCUAUGGCUGUUCACUUUGGUUUUGGCAGGCAAUUCAAUAGACAUGCGUUUGUGAAAUCUUGGCAGAACGUAUGGGAAAUUGGCGCAUUGGAAUGCUAG